This is a messenger RNA of Pocillopora verrucosa, 762 nucleotides long. NCBI's taxonomy places the organism in Eukaryota, Metazoa, Cnidaria, Anthozoa, Scleractinia, Pocilloporidae. The record is from RefSeq and is a predicted model, not a curated record.
AUGCCAGAGAGGCUGUCAUAUUUCACAGAGUGGAUGAAUCUGUUUGACUGGUUUGGCCUGGUGUUGAUCUUGUGCAUAAUACCUUUACGGUACACUGAUAACAAAGUGCAGUGGUUGGUGGCAUCCUUAUCUUUCUUAUUCAACUUUUUGAGGAUUUUUAAGUUUUCCUGUAUUACAAGGACCACAGGAUUGUACACGCAAACGUUGGCUAAGAUCAUUUUGCACGAUGUGACAAGAUCAAUGGCAGUUUUCACUGUACUAGUCUUCCUCUCCUUCUGUGGUGCCUUGUCGCUGUCAUUUUGUUACUCUGAUCAAGACCAACAGUCUAGAGACUUUGGAGAUGUCAUGCUGAGCGGUUUUCGUGCACUCUCUGAGCAGCUACCAAUUGAAGGAGAUUACACAAAUCUCAACUGGCUGUCGAUUCUGUUGAUGAUGUCUUACAUGGGAACAGUGACUGUGAUUCUCCUCAACAUUCUCAUUGCACAAAUGAGUACAACCUACACACAGGCUAAGAAAGUCGCUCGUCUGGAAUAUGAUGUGGAUCGUAUUUUACAGCUCACUCGCAUGGAGAGAUUUCCUUUGUUGAAUUUGCGCGUGAGGUAUUACAAAGAUGGAGACUGGAUUAGUGAGAUGAAACUCGCACAAGAGCUUCUUGAAUUUAGUGAAGAUCGCAGUCCCUGGGACUCUGUUGAAGAGAAACUCAAUGCGAUCAGGGAUAUGAUGAGGAAGAUGGUGAAACAGAUGAGGCCUAGAAGCGGAUGA